Messenger RNA from Thunnus maccoyii (southern bluefin tuna), 1630 nucleotides. RefSeq names its product zinc finger protein 830 (gene znf830). Gene Ontology annotation, molecular function: nucleic acid binding; zinc ion binding. Bases 186 to 1226 code for a protein of 346 amino acids. Gene Ontology annotation, biological process: nuclear DNA replication; mitotic DNA damage checkpoint signaling; mitotic DNA replication checkpoint signaling. NCBI's taxonomy places the organism in Eukaryota, Metazoa, Chordata, Actinopteri, Scombriformes, Scombridae. The transcript has a single exon. The record is from RefSeq and is a predicted model, not a curated record. Gene Ontology annotation, cellular component: spliceosomal complex; nucleus.
UCAAUGCUGUUUUCAGUGUACAGCUUGCCGGAAAUUCAUUAGAAGAAGAAGAGUUAACGCUGUUUUCAAUGUACAGCCUGCCGGAAAUUCAUCAGAAGAAGAAGAGUUAACGCUGUGUAUGUCAUCUUUAUGUGACGCGCUUUUUUAAAUCAUCGCAGAAGCAAGUAGCUAGCUUGUUUUCAAGAAUGGCAAGCUCCAAGAAGGGGAAGAAAGUUGUGAAUCAAGAGGAACUCCGUCGAUUGAUGCGGGAAAAACAAAGACAAACGACAGAGAAGAAGCGCGUCGAGUCUCCUUUCGCUAAAUACAACAGUCUCGGACACCUCAGUUGUGUCUUGUGCAACGUGCAGGUGAAGUCGGAGCUCCUGUGGCCAGCUCAUGUUCUCGGUAAACAGCACAAAGAAAAAGUUGCCGAGCUUAAAGAAGCGAAGCAAGCACCGGCACCAGCACCGGCACCAAGUCAGCCGUUGAAGAGGAAAGCACCGGGCAACGAGGACGUCAACGGGAAAAAGGCAAAACCGGCGGUUCAGGCUGCAGGCCGGGCUGCGUCAGAGCUGCCGGGAGACUUCUUCGAGAAACCCAGCAGUAAAGAACCGGCUGCUGCUCAGACAUCUGCAGGUCUGAGUCUGUUGGCUGGGGUGUAUGAUGAGGACAGUGAUGAAGAGGAGGCUGGAGCGGCGGGGACAGCAACAGACGCCCCUACUCAGACGGCUGAAACUUCAGGACUACCGGCAGAUUUCUUUGACAACUCCAUCCCACCUGCCCCCGCCAUCUCCCACUCAGGAUCCAUCCUCAAAGCGGAUGCGUCGGAGAAAAGCGCGGAAAUUAAAGAAAACACAGCCGAGGCGCUGCCUGAGGGCUUCUUCGACGAUCCUGUGAGAGAUGCCAAAGUGCGCAACGUGGACGCACCCAAAGACCAAAUGGACAAGGAGUGGGAAGAGUUUCAGAAGGAGAUACGGCAGGUGAACACAAAAUCUGAGGCCAUCGUAGCCGAGGACGACGAGGAAGGUCGCCUUGGACGUCAGAUAGACGAAAUCGACGAACAAAUCGAGUGUUACAAGAGAGUGGAGCUGCUGAGGGACAAGCGGGAUGUGGUGAAGAGCAAACCUCUUCCCAGGAAGGAGGAACUUAUGGAGACUGAUGCCAGCAUUGAGGAGGAAGAGGAGAAUGAAGAGGAACUGCUGGGGAUUUUGUCCCGGGACUGGAGGGCCAAAGGGGCACUGGCAUAAAUUUCAUACAACUGUGAACUGUAAAAAAAAAAAAAACCCAUCAGUGACUGUUCUCAUGUUUGUCCAGAAUGUUUGAAGGAGAGGUUCACAAGACUUAAGACAACAUUCAGGUCCUGUUCAUACUGACCAUUGACUGUAUACAAAUCUUUAUAUACAGUCAAUGAUACUGACCACUAAAGGAUCCCUCCAUAAUGCACUAAAAUGUAAGUGAUGGGGGCCAAAAUCCACAGUCCUCCAUCUGUGCAAACAUGUAUUUAAAAGUUUAUCUGACGCUAAUAUAAAGCUUAAGUCUAAAAUGAAUCAAUUCAUGUAGAUAUCUUUAACGGUAAGUCUUUUUAGUGCCAAAGUUCCUCUCUUUGUUACUAUACUUCCACCACAGCUUAACACUAUCUGAGGAAACACAA